GAGACCCCCAAUAAGCAGCCAGCACCCUAGCUCCUCUCACCUUGUUGAGGCCUUUUGUGCAGCGUGAGCAUUUCCAAGAGCACUGGCUUGAAAAGCAAGACAGCAGUAGGUCAGGAGAAGAAGAAGAAAGGAAGUCCAAACGACCCUCAUGGUUUCCGAAAUAACCAACGACUUUGGCUGGGCUCCAAACCCGUGUCGACAUCGUCGACGUUGUCGUCGUCGUCGUCGUCCCUCUCACUCUCCUUGCUGCUGCAGCCGAUCCUUUCUUCUCCUCGACGCGGACGAAGAUAGAAUAAAGAAAAGAAAAAAAAAUCCUCGUUCGUUACUCCACCUCUCUUGACGAAGAACAAAAAACAUAAUUAUCCCGGGCCUAAAGAAAGAAGAAAGACGAAGCAGCAAUUCGUGGAGGAGUGGCGUUGUUCCUCGUCUCUCUGAUGUCGUCCCGCGGUUCGCCGCAGUUCUUGUCGGGAUCUCAAAUGGCCGCUCCCUUUGGUCCCGAAUUUCCCCCAGCAUCACCUGCUGCUGUGCUGUCCUUCUUUGUCAACUUUAUAUGAGCAAAUAAUCAGCGCGAACAUUUUGAACAAGAAACACGGAGCUCUUUUUUUUUAAAGAGAUGACGAAGCAUUAUUGCUGCCUGGAAAUUUGCUUCGCUGUUUUGCUCGUUUUCGAGCUUGUGAGUGGGAACGUGCCUCAUCAUCACGAAGACAGUGUCAAGUUCAUCGUUUCUUAUCCCAUCAAAAUAAGGGGUGAAUAUGAUUUGCCCCUGUGCAAUUCCACAUUUUCGCCCUGCAACAUCCUGGAGCUGCGGUUUUGGAGACCGAUGUUGAUCCAGCGUCAGUGUUUGUGUCCUGCCAGGACGACCUGCCCUUUCAACUGGUCAAACAAUGACUCGGAUAAUUCCACCGUGUGGAUCAGCAACAGAUCUCAAAUGAAGUUCUGCGCUCCAGUGAAUUUGGAGACUUGUUCAGACUCGCCUUCCGUCGCUGCAGCGGAACUGAGCACCUUUUCAGAAAUGGUGUCCCCGAGGGAAUAUGCGAGACUGGACUCUGACGACACUAGAAAGUCCUUGGCAGUUGUGCACAAGGACACCGUGCUGUUUUGCAUUUGCCCUCGGAGGCGCUACUGGAGUCCCCUGGGUGACCCGGUCAAGGAAACCGGGCCCAAGAACGUCGUCGUUGUCAAGCAAAAAUUCAGCUGUGCUCUGUUGGACUAUUGCUACCAAGGGGACUUUUGCGGCCACAUCCGGGCUGACCUGUUCUCCACGUACCACCGGUGCUUCUGCCCCCCGGGCCACCUCUGCGUGUUCGACACGGACCGCAACACGACCCACGUGGACGAAUUCCACUUCCAGGGACCAGCUCUCAGUGGCCAGUGUUUGCUGGACGACUCGGAAGACCGGAAGUAAAACAUCAUUACUGUAACUGUAUACACAAUCAACGACAAGUUGACAAUGAUGUCUCAUCCGUUGCCAUUCAUUCAUUCAUUCAUUCAUUCAUUCCUGCAUGCACUCGACGAUUUCACAAACGAAACAGUAUUUCUUACUUGCAUUCAGCACGGACUCAUUCAUAAGUUGACGACGAUGAUACGAAGCACUGAAAUCUUUUACAAAAAGGUCUACUUGAUCUGGUGUCUAUAAAAUGUAGCGAGAAAUCAGUCCCUUUCAGUCCAAUUAUACAGCAUUGAAUGUUCCGUAUACUGUAUACAGUCGUCUGAGUAUACAUUGUGUCACACCGACCGUCAUAAUACAGGAUAUAAGUUUACAUUUACAACGAGUCAGGGCAAAUUAACUACAUUUCUGCUUCCAUUUGAAAUUUUUGUCUAUGCAUACAAUUUCCGUCAGCUGUCCCUUCAAUAAUUGAAAAUUACUUACGAUUUAAAUGUUCAUUUAAAUGUUACCCUGCUUAAGAUGAGGUAUUUAUUUUUGGAAUUGAGUACUGUAUUCCAAAACAUUUGUAAAAACCACAUGCGGAUUCAUGUCUCACCCAAUCAACUGUGGAAUGCCGUCGUUUCCGCUGCUGUAACGUAACUUUGAGACCCUCGGUUCGAGACGAAGUCUUUCAGAAUUCAUCUGGCGAUAAAUUUGAAUAGAGAUAACAACGCACUUAUUUGUUUUGGCAUCCAAAUAGCGACUCUCCUGUUGAAAGAGAAGAAAAUAAAGAUCGUUCGUUCACGGCAGUUUCGGGGGAAAAAGGGGGGGGGGGGGGGCGAAGACGAUGAGGAAAUCGAUGCUGUUUGAGUGAGAGCCAUAUUCUCUUCGAUCCAUGAGUGCCCAUCAGCAGUGAACUCAAUAAUACGGGACAUGCAUGCAGGAAAACUGCCAAGAAAACUGGCAACAUUUUUCCGAGGGGCGAAAUGUGCUGCAUAUCUGUGGUUUCAUAUUUGUUGCUUGUUUGAGAAAACAGGAAUUUUGUCAUCCUCUUUUCAAAUUA
Molecule: messenger RNA, 2429 nt
Organism: Notodromas monacha
Lineage: Eukaryota; Metazoa; Arthropoda; Ostracoda; Podocopida; Cyprididae
Source: the annotation of a GenBank genome assembly